Messenger RNA from Argiope bruennichi, 6725 nucleotides. Its product is annotated as PR domain zinc finger protein 10-like. Gene Ontology annotation, cellular component: nucleus. The transcript has 24 exons. The coding region runs from base 145 to 4842 and encodes 1565 amino acids. Gene Ontology annotation, molecular function: protein binding. The record is from RefSeq and is a predicted model, not a curated record. Lineage: Eukaryota; Metazoa; Arthropoda; Arachnida; Araneae; Araneidae.
CGAGAAUAUGUGGGUGAAGGUGUUGAGUGUUUAGGUGGGAUCCAUAUUUUCGAUCAAAGUUUGUGAAAUGUUUUUAAAGUUUUUGGGUAUUAUAGUCGUACUAUAAGAGAAGCUUUAUGUUGUCUUUACUAACGUUUGGCUCAGAUGGCAUCUAACUCACCUGAGCCAUCUUCAUCAUCUGAAUCAAACCAACAUGCUUCGAAUGAAAUACUUUCAAGAGAGGUGCGAACCUUUUGUGACGUAAAUUAUGUUAAUGAAGGCAAUGGCAUUGCAUUUCAAGCGGAUAAUUUUGUGAACAGUUACAAGUCGGAGACGGGCUUAGCACCUGUCGUCAGUUAUGGCCAAUUCAGUAUUGACCCGUGCAGCUCAUCUGGCACAUAUGCACAGGUGUCUCUUCCAUCAUAUUCUUCUGUUAGUAGAGUUUCUACUAGCAAUCAAAGUUUUGAGCAAGAGUCUUCUGAGGCAGAUGCAUCGCAUGAACAACAGGUUUUCAUUACUACUAGUGGAAAAAGAGUCUCAGUUCAGUCAAUACCGGUACAGCAAAUAUUACAAGGUAAUCCUCAUGGAGACACAAUUCCAUCUAAUGGUGAAUCCCCAUCGGCUUCUGGAAAUGUAAUAGGUUUACAUGAAGAUUCUGUUGAUUCUCAUCAUUCAGCAGUGCAAGAAGCUGAAGAUUCCUUGGAACCUGUUGCAUUAGCUGUAGAUCAUCUUAAUCUUCAACAUGUGUCUGUUGUACAUCACAAUCUCUCUGGCUUAGGGUCUGUUCCCAUUAUUUUAGAUCGUAAUACCCUUGCUGCAUUGCUGUCGGCUGGCUCUCGAGAUGGUUCCUUCACUUUGGAUGUUUCAAACCUCCCUCGUACAGUGCUAUCUAGUCAAAAUAUUGCCCAAAGGGCAGUUGUUGUGCCAGAACAGGCACAGUUUAUUACCUCAGAUGCUGCCAUUCCUGGUUUGCCACAAAAUGUUUUAUCUCCCAUGUUAUCCCAAAAAGAUAUCUUAACUUCUAUGAUAGCCAGUCCUUCUACCUCCACUACUUCUGUUAGUUCUGCAGUCGGUACUACAUUUCCUAACCAUAAGCAGAUGCUAGUACAAAAGUAUGCAGCUGAAAUGCUUGAGCCAACAACGACAGCCAGUUUAAUUAAUGAGUUAGGAGAGCAGCAACUGAUUGAGAGCAUCAGUAGUAGGACAUCAUCACCUUAUGUUGUCCCAUCAAAUGCUAAUUCAUUAAUUGAUUCAAAUAAUAUUGCAGUCUAUGAAGAUCAUGCUUCAUCUUUACCUUCUACAUCAGUUAGUCAGUGUUUACCUUUGGAUGUCUAUGCUAUAGACAGAGGUGUAGCACUUGUUACUAGCUCAAGAGACAGUCCAGAGAGUGCUAUCAAUGAGACUGUUGAAUUUGAGGCUGUUGCAAGUCAUUCAUCGUCUCAGCAUUCUGUUCAAAACUUUGUGUCCUCUAGUGUUGAUCUCGUUCAUUCUCAUCAGCUGGAUCAUGGAAUGCAUUGUACAGUAGACUCAACUGUUGGACCUAAAUUACAAGGGGAUGAGAGUAUUGUGGACAGCUCAGAUAGUUACAAUGAACAUUUAGAAAAUUCUGAUAAUGUUCUUCAUACAACCACUGGAGGUGAUUAUCAUGUCCAUAUUUCCGAUGACAACACAACUAACGAAGCUGUAACAUCUGUCUUAAAUAACAAUUCUAAUCUUGAAGCUAACGAAGCACUGAGUUCCUCAAAUCAUAAUUUUUCUAGCAAUCAGUUGGAUGAAUUGCAAAGCUGUUCCACUGUGAGUAGUGCUACACAUCCUGAUUCUACCAGAAGUCCUGUGGGAAUUUCUGAGAAUUCACCAAACUACACUCUUACUCAAGGUUCUAUUUCUAAUUCUGACGUUGCUCAGUCUGAGUAUUCAAGACCAAAGCGCGAUCCUAGAAAUAAUCGUCACUGGUGUGAAGAUUGUGGUGCAUUUUUUGAGAAGGAAUGUUCACUACAUAAAAUACAACUGAUAUUUGACAAACCAGUCCUGAGUAGAGCUUGGGCAAGUUUACCAGCUCAAUAUCUCUAUGUGAAUAAGAUCUCAGUAGAUAACGAAGGUGAACCAGUUUAUGGUGUGUUUGCUAAGAAAACUAUUCCCAGGAGAACUCAGUUUGGUCCAAUUGAAGGUGUUUUAGUGAAAAGAGAAGAUCCACCUAGUGAUAAUUUCAUUUUAGUGUUAGAACAUGAAAAUAAUGUUGCGCUCUACUUGGAUACUUCUGAUGAAUCCAUGAGCAAUUGGAUGCGAUUUGUGAGACCAGCAGAGACUCAUAAAGAACAAAAUCUUGUUCUUGUUCAACAGAAUCAUUCUCUUUAUUUCAAUACAACACGUUCUAUCAAUCCUAAAACAGAACUCAGAGUUUGGUAUUCUGCAGCAUAUGCUGAGAAGUGGGGCUUACCUGUUUUAGAACCUAAUGAAGAAGAAAAAAAAGCUAUGGAAGAGCAAGAAAAUGCUUGGCCAUGUUUUGAGUGCAAUCAAAGAUUUUUAACAUCUGUUGAUCUUCAAAAGCAUUUGAACCAACAUGAUGAAGAAAACAAUACAAACGGGUCUCCUCGUAAUCGAAAUAAAACAAGAACCCGAACUAAGUUUGCCAAGAAAGCACAUGCAGCACGUUUAAGAACUAUUAUGGAAAAUGCUGUAGAUGGUGAAAAUUCUCUAAUAAGGAAAGCAAGAGGAAGGCCACCUAAGAAAUAUAAGAUACCUUCUAAACAAGAAGAAUACAAGUGUGAUAUUUGCUUGAAGAGCUUUCCACGUAAUUACAGUUUGCAAAGGCAUUUAAUUAUGCAUACAGGAGAGAAAAAGUACAAAUGUCCAAUUUGUGAUAUCAAAUUUAGUCAUGUUUAUAAUCGGAACAGGCAUGUUCGCAGGCAUAAGCAUGAUAAUGGUGAUAUGCAAAUCAUGAAACCAGUGAAAACUCUAUUUAAAAAGAAACAAGGUGCUGAAUGGGUUUGCAUCCAUUGUGGUCUGACAUUUGACAAUUCGAAUGUACUUAAUCUACAUACUUUAACUCAUGCGGCUGAAGACGUUGCAUUUAGUGAAGAGCAUCCAUUCUUGGAGAGUAGUAUUGGUACUGAAGAUGGCUUUGAGGGAAGUGACGAAAGCAAAUUAGGGGGUGAAGAAUUGCAUAAAUGUCCAGAAUGCACUCAGGAAUUUUCCACCAGAAGAGACUUAAUAGAGCAUGCAAGUGUUCAUGGGAAAAUUGGGAAGCAGCGUUGUUUCCGAGGAAUCAUUAAUCCUUUGAAACCUUUUAAAUGUAAUUUGUGUUAUAAAUCCUUUGCUUCUGAUGAGCGUCUUAUUAGACAUUAUCUAGUACAUGGAAGUGAAGAUUCAAAACCUUUACAGUGUGACAUCUGCUAUAAGCGAUUCUUAAAUAAUUCAGCUUUGGCAUGUCAUAUUAAAGUACAUAGUGAUGAGCGGAAAUUGUAUGAGUGUCCCAUCUGCAAAUCGGAAUUUGAUCAGAUUGUUGCUUUGAAAGAACAUGUUCACGUUCAUAAUGAAAAUGGAGUGUAUCGUUGUCCUAGUUGUCAUAAAGUAUUUGAAGAGUACAAUCAAGUACGAAAACAUAUUCGAGCAUUUCAUUCUGAAAGGCGUUAUCCCUGUGACAAAUGUGAAAAAAUAUUUCCACGUCCAGAUAAAUUGAAAUUACAUAUGUUGAGACAUUCAGAUCACCGUGAGUUCCUGUGUGCCAAUUGUGGUAAACAAUUUAAAAGGAAAGACAAGUUGAAAGAGCACAUGAAACGUAUGCAUGCUCCAGAUAGAGAAGCUAAAGUGAAUGCCAAGAAUUCAAAAUCAUCUGGUUCAAAGAAAUUUGUUCCCAAGGUCUCGCCAACAGAUUUUCAUCGAUUUAUUUACAAAUGUCAUACUUGCCUCCUUGGUUUCAAACGAAGAGGAAUGUUGGUUAAUCAUCUUGCAAAAAGGCAUCCAGAUAUUAGACCAGAGACUGUUCCUGAGUUGAAUCUUCCUAUUUUAAAAACUACUAGAGAUUAUUAUUGCCAGUAUUGUGAAAAAGUAUACAAGUCCAGUUCCAAACGUAAAGCCCAUAUCCUUAAAAAUCACCCUGGCUCAGAGCUACCAAUGAGUAACAGAAGAAAGGGUGGAGUACCUGAUAUUCCUGGUUUGCCAAAUCCCACAUUUUCACAGACAGUUGGUAGCAUCACUACUCAUCCCCAUCAUUGCAGCUGGUGCCACAAACAGUAUGCUAGCAAGGCUAAGUUAUUGCAGCAUCAACGCAAGAAACACGUGGACAUGCUGGCUCUCAGCUAUGUUGCCAACAAUACUAAGGUGGAACCAGUUUGUGAUCAAGGCACUCAAGUUACUGGACAAAUUGUUAUUGAGAGUGUAGGAUCAGCUGGUCAAGAACCUUCAACUGUCUUAAUUGAUGCCUCGAAGCGAAAGAUUCAUUACAUUGAUAAAGAUUCUCUAGUGGUCUCAACUCAUCACGAAGGCCUUCCCACUGCCGAUCUUUUGACCCAAGCUAUGUCCGAACUAACCCAAAACUUCCCUGAAUAUCGCUCAACAACUGGUGAAUACCUUGUGACCAGACUGUCCCAUUCAACCCCUGCUACAUUAGUCAAUCCCUCUCCAUCCACUACUCCUAUACCUGACACACCAUCUCCCAACUCUACCCCAUCUACUUCCCUGCCCUCGGUACUAGAUGCCAGUAUUGCUACCCCAUUGGAUCAAAUACAGUUGAAUCAACUUAUUGCUCAGUAUCAACAACAGCAGCAAUUAAGCCCGCAACAGUUAGCCGUUGUUGUAACAUCAGUCUCCAAGUCCUGGCCUACAGCAGUUACAACUAGUUUGAGCAACUAUCCAGCUCGAUGAACCGAUUUGAGGGCAAGUUUGAUGGAAUCUGAAAAAUAAAUUUAGUGCCAUUUGUAUGGCUGCAACCUUGAUGGGCUUGCACCAUUGCACAUUGUAGUGAGAGCACACUGCUGUUGAGGAGGAGCUAUUGUUGAAGUCAUUUUGGGAGUAGUAGAAAUAGAGGGGGACAGGGCAUGAUGCCUGUCUUGUUUGAAUGCCUACCCAGCAUUAUUUGCUGGAUGGAUCAGUUUUGGGUUCUUGUUAAAACAGAUUUUUUUUAUAGAGGAACCAACAUUUUUGUCUUGGUUCUGUACCUCUCUUAUAGGCUCUAUGUCUACUCAAACCAAAGAUUUUAAUGUCUUUAAACCCACCUUUUUGAACCUUUUAAAUGAUGUGAUAGCUAGAUAAAACUUGCAAAGUAGAGCAAUAAUUAAUAUUGCUUUCUAAACUAUACUUUGUGCCAUUUUAUCCCUUUUUCCUGUUGAUGACUGCUUGCUUUUUCUGAAAGCUUUAGUUUUUUGGAAUGUCAUGUAAGCUCUUAAAUGUCGAUUGAUGUGUUGAAUUUUUGCUUAUGGAAAUUUGACACAUUUUAUUUUCAAGUUUCAUUUUUCUUAAGUUACUUUUGUCAGUAGAAAGUAUUUGAAUGUUGAGUGUCAGAAUUUCUUCUGACCAGCCACUUGUUACUUAGGUUCACUGUUUAGCUCUUUCUCGCUGUGACAGCACAAUUUCAUUUUAUGUUGUAUAUCAUAUUCAUUGUUGAUAGCAUUUGACCUGUAUAUUUGUAUAUGGAAGGAAAAAAGUUAAGGAUUUUAUGAUGUCUUGGAAAUUAUUAUAUUAGAAGUUGUUUAAUGAUGAACUAUUCAACUUUUAAAUGUCAUUUUAAAACUUUAUGUGCACAUACAAAUUCUUUCAUCUGCUAAAUGUAUAAUGUAUAUAAUUUUUAUUUAUUUUUAAAAAUUUAUCUUGAUUUUUGUGUACAGGAAACCAGUUUAAAGUUGUUUCAAAGUUAAAUUCGUAAGUUGAACAAAUGUGGAGUUAUUCAAUGUCUUUCAGGUGAAAAAAAAAAAAAAAAUUAAGAAAAUUUACUAAUUGUAUAAUAUGUACUUAAAAAUAUAUUUUCCGAUUUUUCUUGAUAUUUAGAAAGAAAUAUAUUCAAUAUAAAAUUUCAAACUAAUAAAAAGAAUUACAGAUAUUUUCAUAUUAAUAGUAUGUGCCAUUCUUAGAUGAAAGUCUUUGGUUGGGAAUAAUUCUGUUCAUAUCAUUAAUUUAUAUUGUAUACUUGUAAAAGCUUUUAACAGAAUUGUGUUUUUGUUUCUUGAAAUGACAGCGAUUCCAGAUUUAUGUAGAAUGAUAUAGAUUUUAUUUUGUUUAAUUUUCCUAAUUUAUUUAGGAAGAAAUAGUGUUCAUGUAUUUGGCAAGUUAUUUAUUUUUUGUACAGCACUUCGUAUGUAUAAUAUUAUAGAUAAUGUUGUACUUGUUCUAAUGUCAUUCUCAAAUUUUAAGAGAUGGUUGUUGCACUUCCUUCUACUUUAGUAAAUUAGCUUGUAAAAAGCCCAAUGUUCUCUUCUUUAUAUAAUUCCAAGCACUGCCAAAAGAAUUGAUCUUAUUCCUAGUUUUCCUUGCAGAAUAUAUUUCAAUUUUUCUGCAUUAGAAUAAGGAAUUAGAAAAUGUUAUAUUUCUGUGUUCUCAUAAAAAUGGCAGCUAUCACUUUUUUGUGUUAAUUUAUUGAAAAUUAAGCUUUUAAAAUUUAUCCAUUUCCAAAGUUACUAGUUGUUUUUAACCAAUUUUGUACCUGCUGUUGUGCUAUUUUUUUUUUUUUUAAUCUGUAAUAAAAUGUCGAAUUUUUAUGUUGCAUGAAAUUGUUAACCCUGAAUUAAGUUUUUCAUUCAAAUUUUCUUGAAUUU